UAUUAUUAUUCUAUUUAUUCUACAAAUGAAAGUGUUUGUUUAUAUGUUUAUUCAAAAUGUUUAAUUACAAAUCGAAAUAAUCAGCCUAAAGCCAACAUUGAACUCCGGAAGUGUGUUGUUCCCCCGCCUCCCCGCAACUUACAAGUCACUAGCUAGCCAUGUAGCUUUUUGUCAGACUCAUGUGGCUACUUUUGCAUUGUUCCCAUCAUCAUCAUUCUGUCACAUUUCGUGGAACUAUGUCUGCUGAAAUGGACAUUUUAAGAGAUGAAGAUCACGAGCUGAAGUACAAGCGCGGGGGACGUUUGGAUAUGAGCCACGGCUUCCUGCACCAUAUCCGCAGGAACCAGAUCGCCAGAGAUGACUAUGACAAAGAGGUGAAGUUAGCCAAAGAAGCUCAGCGGCGAAGGCACACCACAACUCCUCAACGACCCCGGCGACCUGACAUUCAGGUUUACCACCCCCGACAAAGACAUGAAUCGGAGCCGCGGGCGAGCGCCGAGGCGGAAGACUGGAAUGAGAGCGGCUCAAGCACCGAGACGGAGAUGCAGGGAACUGAACUCUUCUGGCUGGACUAUCAGGCGGACUCGGGGAACAUUACGUCCUUCCUCGUGCACAAGGAUGAUAAGCCAGCGAGGGUGGUAGAACGCGUUGCUGAAAAGAACGUCCUGGAUUUAGCCAUGAGGGCGGUCCUGGAGUCUCGCAUCGGAAAGGAGAUGGACAAAAGAAGAGAUAAACGCUGAGGGGGAAAUUGAAGCGUGUAGUUUGCAACGGUCACCGUAGGCAAAGACUUGCCGACAACAUCUUCACCCUGAUGAGCGGGAGGGCUGCAAACUGAGCUGGCGCGAAGGAGGAGCCGGACGAGUGCGUCGCAGGUGUGAGCUCAGAUCCGAUCCGCACUCGUCCUGUGUUUUUGAAAAGGAAGGACGCACGGCUAAAAUCAGCGAUACGGUCAAGGGCUGUCCGGACUGCAUUUCGCUUGUGGUUUUUGCUGCCUCUGAUUCACAUCACUGGGAAGCAUCGUUCAUGUUUACUUUUUGUCGGGAAAAAAAAAAAAAAAAAGCUGUUGACAAAAAAAGACAAUUGCUGGAAGUGGGGAACACCACAGUUUUCUCAGUGAGUUAGUUUGGACCUUGACCAUGUAUUUUGCUGUUUGUUUCAUUACUUCUAUUAUUAUUUAUUUCAUUUCGUUAUGAUUUCUGAUCACAACUUUUUUUUACCCGUUUUACUUUUACUUUUUUUUUUUAAUCUUAUCAUGUCCAGGGUUACUUUUGAAGAAAACAGUCAUACAAUCUCUGUUGUUUUCUACACGUCACACAAGCAAUAAACCACUCGUUUACCGGCA
This is a messenger RNA of Syngnathoides biaculeatus (alligator pipefish), 1342 nucleotides long. It is a transcript of the gene c4h2orf68, whose product is annotated as chromosome 4 C2orf68 homolog. The transcript is spliced from 4 exons. The record is from RefSeq and is a predicted model, not a curated record. The coding region runs from base 180 to 740 and encodes 186 amino acids. NCBI's taxonomy places the organism in Eukaryota, Metazoa, Chordata, Actinopteri, Syngnathiformes, Syngnathidae.